UGUUUCACUCGUUCAUUCGUUAGUCAUUGUGCUGAAUUCAAGCUCAUUGCAACAAAACGAACGCAUAACGAAGAAAUAAAUAAACAAAUAUUUAUAAAUUUCUUUUAAAUUCACUUAUUUAAUAAAAAUGUGGUGAACAGUAUAAAUAUUCAAAACUGAGUUUAUUUUAUUUAUUAAGACUUAAAAAAAAACGAAAUCAUGGAAAGUGACAAUCGAGGUUCGAGAUACCAAACUUUUGGUGUAAACGCAAAUAAUAUUUCAAGUGAUUCAAUUGACUGUGGUAUUACAAAAUUGGGCUGGUGUCGUGGUGCAAAGUGCCAAGAAUUUGCUUCAUUGAAAUGGUUUGUUAUCAUUUUGUCCAUAGCUGGGUUGCUUCAAGGGGCUGUGAUAUCUUAUUUUCGGAUAUCAGCCAAACAAGUAGCGAUCGCAUAUGGAUAUGACUCAUUAAUCGUUGAAUGGCUCCUAGUCAGCAAUGGUCUAUUCCAAGCAGUUUGUGCACUUCUAUUUGCUCACAUGGCACACAAAUAUCAUCCGAUAAGCUGGUUAGGAGGAUUCACUAUGAUUCAAGGUGUGAUCUGUGUAGUGGCAAUUAUUCCAGCCAUUCUAACCGACCAAUCUGAGAUGAUCGUUCCUUCAAAAACUGAAGAUGCUCUCUGCACUUCUACCCUACCUCCCAUUGAAUUAAGUGCACUCACUUUAGAUCCAGAUCAAAGUCGAUUAGGUACCCUGGUACUCUUAUUUGUUCUGCAAUUCUUCAUUGGAAUGGGUACCUUGGCGUUUUUCGUCAUUGGAAUAACCUACAUCGAUGAUAAUUCCCAAUCGAUUGAUAGUCCAGCAGCAAUAGGAGCUGCCUUAUGUGCAAGCAUUACUGGAAUCCAAGUUGGUUAUUUUAUAACAAUGGUUGUGACAGUUAUUUCUGCCAGCUGGUGGUUGGGUUGGGCUAUUUUGGGGCCAUUGGUGUUUGUGCUCGGCAUUCUACUUGGACUCUUUCCACGUCGCUUGGUGAAGACAGUUGUGCAUCAUACUGCACAACGUAUCAUCGAAGAAACUGGUCAGAGAGAAUUCGGAAGUCGAAUGUCGGCGUUUGUCGAUGAUACUGGAUAUUGGGCGUCACUGAAGCGAUUGACACGAAACAAAUUGCUCCUAUGCAAUACCCUUAGCUUGACUUUCAUUCUCGGAGGAGUUCUCAACUAUUUCGAUCAGUCGGAGAAAUAUAUAUCGUCGAGGUUCUUCAUUCCGUUUAGUGAAGAAAACGGUCUUAUGGACGAGUGGAACUUGAUGUUCGUUUCGUAUUUUUUGAUGCCUCCAGUCGCUGGAAUCGCAGUAUUAGUUUCAGGAUUAGUUAUUUCUAAGCUGAAGCUAUCAGCUAGAGCAAUAACAGCGAAGAACAUUAUCUUUGGAAUCUUCUUAGUUGGAAUCUUUGCUUCGAUGAUUUAUGUAAGAUGCGAUGUAGGACCGAUUGCUGGCUUCUCAAAGGGCAAACUUGCACAGCCAUAUUGUUCGAAGCAGUGUAUCUGCUCACCAAACACCUUUUUACCAGUUUGUCCAGAAAACAGCACCGUCACUUAUUUCUCGCCAUGUUAUGCUGGAUGUGAGAGGCAGUCUUUUAUAAAUCAAAUUGCACUGUAUGAAGGCUGCACAUGUGGAAUGGACACAGAAACAGGUUGGACCCAGAUGAGAGCUACAGCUGGAGCUUGUAAUCGCAAUAACUGCAAUCGAAUGUGGAUUCUAUUUCAAGUUUCCAGCAUAAGUAUGGCAUCACUGUUGGCCACAACUGUUGUUGGAAAAUUUCUUAUAAGUUUAAGAAGUGUUUUGCCACAGGACAAGGCAUUGGCAUUGGCACUGAAAGUGCUCUUUGUGGGACUGUUUGCAUUUGUUCCCGGAAAAUUGGGAUAUGAUUUUAUUUCAAGUAAAACUUGUAUUUAUUGGUCUCAAAACUACUCCCAGUGUUUGCUUCGAGAAACCCCUUUGCACGGAGACAUCCUCAACAUAUCAACCGCUAGUCUUAUUUUACUCGGCGUUCUCCUUGACAUCCUUGUAUUCAUCUUUGCCAAAAAUUUAAACGUCUACAAUUGCAAAGUCACUGAUCCUGAUUAUAACCCCGUCCCGACCAAUGAUGUCGCAACCUUAAGUGUACCUUCUUCACCAUUGUAUUCCCCAGUUCCAAAUGAAGUUCUUCAAACACAGCCCUUAAGACAACUUCGACCAGCACCAAAACCAUUUGUUUUUCGAUCUCCAAGUAAUGCCACAGAAUCAUCGGUAGAUACAACAAAUCAACCAUCAUCGGUGAAUGGCAUUACCUAUGCCAAGGUAGCAUUUCCACAGAGAAGCAUAUCACCAACAAGUGAGAAUGAAAACUUAGACUUUAGAAUGCUACCGGUGCGUAGUGAUGUUCCACAACAUCAUGUAUCCCAACAGGACUUGAGAGCUCAGUUAGGAACUUUGAAAUCAUUCAGUCCGGAUAAGGGAAACAAGUCCGCAAUGAGUAAAUCGCAAUCGGGAAUAAAUGACAUUCGACCUAAGAGUCCCGAAACUGAUUUUUAGCUUUUCAAUUUUGAAUUGACAGAUUUCGUUGUGAACUCACCCUUAAACCAUUAACCAAGCUGUCACCGUCGAAACUUUUUCUUAACGUUACAAUAAAUAGAGAUCGCUUCAGAGACAUGAAAAACUAGUGCACUGCAAAGUACGCAAGGUUUUGAAAAUUAAAUAAAAAACAUAGUUCUAGUAGUUUUGCGAAUUUUGUUUUAUUAUUGGUAUCACGUAUAGUACUUAAUUUUAUUUUUUAAAUCUUUUCACUGAGAUUUAUUUAAUUUUUUUUCUCAAGAAAAAUGUAUUUGAUUUUUUUAUUUAUAAUAUAAUAGUGAGUUUUAUUUUUAUUUCAUAAUAAUUUAUGUAUUUUCAAUAAACUUUUUACACGGUAAGAAUUAUUUAUUUUUUGUGUUGUAUUCAUAAUGAAAUAUUUUUGUCUUUUUAAACAACAAUGUCAAACCAGCCAUAAAAAGGAGUUCUUAUUUCUGAUUAAUUUAUCUAUUUUUUUUAAAAAUCUUUACAAUUGAGAAGAUUUAUGUAGUUUAUUUUUGCAUCGAAAAAUAUACAUUUUGUUUUGUUUUAU
Molecule: messenger RNA, 3112 nt
Organism: Eupeodes corollae
Lineage: Eukaryota; Metazoa; Arthropoda; Insecta; Diptera; Syrphidae
Gene: Oatp33Eb
Product: solute carrier organic anion transporter family member 1A5
Exons: 8
Coding region: 199-2544 (781 amino acids)
Biological process (GO): sodium-independent organic anion transport; transmembrane transport
Cellular component (GO): membrane
Molecular function (GO): protein binding
Source: RefSeq, a predicted model, not a curated record